This is a messenger RNA of Cercopithifilaria johnstoni, 720 nucleotides long. Lineage: Eukaryota; Metazoa; Nematoda; Chromadorea; Rhabditida; Onchocercidae. The record is from the annotation of a GenBank genome assembly.
AAGUGUAUUAAAAGAAGUUUGUUAAAGGUUAUUGGCGAGGACACGUUGCUAGAAAUAUGUGGACGCUGGGAAACGCCCAUGCUCAGUAUAGUAUCGUGCACCGUGAACACACCAACUCUGCAACCAUACAUUUUUCGUACUUACGGACAUCCCAGCGGAAGUGAAAGCCACUACCGUGGAGGGUGCAAUCAUAAAGUUUGGGAGGCUUUGCAAGCUUCUGCUGCUGCUCCAGGCUAUUUUCAAGAAGUUUCACUCGGGCCACUAUUGUAUCAAGAUGGCGGUGUACUUACUAAUAAUCCUACAGCUUUAGCGGUUCAUGAGGCACGCAUGCUUUGGCCACGUGAACGAAUACAAUGCGUUGUUUCUGUCGGUAAUGGAAAAACCGUCUCAGAAGUCGAGCUGAAUGGCGUAAAGCUGUCUACACGUCUUCAAGAAAAAAUCCUGCGGAUUAUUGAUUCUGCGACGGACACUGAACUUGUCGACCUAUGCAUGCGUGAUACUUUGUCGAAGGGAUCUUAUAUACGUUUUAAUCCCUGCACCAGCUACCCCUAUUCUUUGGAUGAAACCGACCCGAAAAAGUUGGAACAGAUGAGUCAGGAUGCACAACUGUAUAUUUCACGAAACCAGACCAAGUUUGAGGCUACAGCAAAGGUUCUCCUGGCUAAACCAUCAUUGAAACAGCGCUUUAUUCGGAAUUGGAACAAUUUGAUAAUCCAGUGA